This is a messenger RNA of Penicillium canariense, 2724 nucleotides long. RefSeq names its product putative GTPase activating protein (Evi5). The coding region runs from base 1 to 2724 and encodes 907 amino acids. The record is from RefSeq and is a predicted model, not a curated record. The transcript has 4 exons. Lineage: Eukaryota; Fungi; Ascomycota; Eurotiomycetes; Eurotiales; Aspergillaceae.
AUGAUGGAGAGCCCCGAGCCCGCAUCGCCGGGCGCGCCCCACGGCCCCAACCACGACUCUAUGGUGACCGUUGCGCUCUCCGACAUCCAGUCCAAUUCGGAGCACACACAACCCGACUGGCGGACUCUCGACAUCCCGCCCACACCCGUCCAGGCGACCCAUUGCAAGGAGGAUAACAAGACCAAGACUGAGUCUUUUGGCCCGAUGGCCCUCCAGGAUGCCGCCAGGACGACUCCCACCCCCGUUGACGAGCCCCCGACCCCGACAUUAGCGGAAGCCGGACAAACAAAUGCCAGACAGACAGAAGAAGAGGCCGACAACGAGGUGGACUGGGAGAAUCUGGAUAGAACAGAGGAACAGGAGCCGCGUGGAGAGGGAUCUGACAAUUCGACCGCUCUACUGCUCGCUCGCCUGGAGCAAGAGAAUAAUGCGCUAGCCACCAACCCUAAAUCGGCCUUAUCCAGUGCCCCUCGCACCCAAAGACACCAACGGCAGUCCCGCUCGGAGUCGCUCGUUCAGAUCAAGAAAUUGAUCAACGAGCCAGCACGGUCGGAAUUGCGCUACUCGCAGCUUCAACCACCUCCAAUGACCGAGCUGGAGUUCUGGGCUGCACUGGUUGCAGAUUAUCCGCAAACCGCUCAGCGCCUGCCGACUCUCACCUCCAAUAAAAUCCAACAAGGCGUUCCUCCACCACUCAGAGGCGUGGUGUGGCCCAGCUUAGCAGGUGCCCGUGACCCAACUCUCUUGGAAGAGUUCCAGCGACUCUCCGGCGAGAGCAGUCCUUAUGAUGGUCUUAUUGGGAAGGACAUUGGUCGCAGCUUUCCAAAUGUGGAGAUGUUCCGAGACCCCAAUGGUGAGGGUCAGCAGAUGCUGGCUCGUGUGUUGAGGUGCUUCAGCUUGUACGAUGCCAAGAUUGGCUACUGUCAAGGUCUUGGGUUUGUGGUCGGCCCGCUGCUGAUGCACAUGUCGGAUGCAGAAGCGUUCUGUGUGCUUGUUCGACUCAUGGAUCAUUACAACCUUCGAACGUGCUAUCUUCCAGAUUUGUCAGGCCUACAUCUUCAUGUCUAUCAGUUCCAAAAUCUCCUGGCGCGACAUCGCCCGGAGCUCUUCGAACACUUGGAGUCAUUGAAUGUUGAGCCGAUAUACGUGUCACAGUGGUUCUUGUCUUUCUUCGCGGUGGCUUGCCCUCUGCCAAUGCUCCUUCGAAUUUACGACGUCAUUUUCCUGGAGGGCGCCUGUGAAACUUUGAUGCGUGUUGCACUCUCCCUGAUGCAGCGCAACGAGAAGCGGAUAUUGGCUUGCUCUGAGUUCGAGGAUGUGAUGCAGCUGCUAUUGUCGCGCAGCUUGUGGGACACAUACGCGUUUAACGCAGAUGAUCUCGUCAAUGACUUUGUCUCACUGACUUCCCUCGUCACCAUUGAGAGCCUCCAGGCUCUUGAAGCCAGCUACAACCAAUCCCAGGGCAUGCCCACCGGCAUUUCAUUCCCACAGAUGCAGGCGACAGCUUCACGCUUCCUCGGACGCCUUUGGGCGGGCUCCAACUCUCACAACUCGGUAAAGUCUCUCAACCCCAACCCGACAUCUUCGCGUCCUACGAGCAUUCUUCGUCGCUCUACCUCCAAACAAAGCAUGACUUCUACGCUCAAUUCUGUGGAGUCCGUGUCUGACGCGAGCACCGCACCUACCGAGCUGUCAGCUGCCACAAACAGUGACCAAAAGUCACGCAAAUCAAACAUGUCCACGCAUCACAAGGACCGUGACCUUCACACCCAGAUCGAGGACCUGCUGAUGGCACUGAGUGAUCUUCAACGUCAACAAGCAGACCUGACACGCGAACUCCAACAAGAACGGGAGGAACGCGAGGAGGACCGCACGUUGGCGAAGCAAAUGCUCAACCACAUCCUCGAGCUGCCAGCCGAAGAGCAACCUGCAGAAUUGGUCUCAAAAGCGCAAGCUCGGUUUGUAGCGGGCGAGCCCAAAGAUGCAUCGAUCACUCAAACAAAACAUCAGCUUCACGAUGAUAUGACCCGAUGGAAGGAAAUGCAUCAGGUGGAAGCGCGCCGUUGCCUGGACCUCACCCGGCGGAUGGAUGACUUUGAGCAGGAGAACGCUUCCCUGAAGGAGCAGCUGCGCGAAGCGCGUGGUCGAAUCCAAGACGGAUACCGCGACCGACAGCGAUUGGAGCGAAUGAACAAAGAAUUGCGCGCACUCAAGACGCCUGAAUCAACUACACCUUCCGAGAGUGUCUCCACAUCAACUGAUUCCGAAUCGACCUCUCCCACUGGGCUUCGGGAACUUAGGUUGGUCCGCACUAACUCGCACUCGCAAAAGAGCCCUACCUUCAGCAAGCGCGCUAGUAGCUUGGGCCUUCAGAGCGUGCUGGCUACCGAGAACAACAAACCUGUUGCCGAGGAGACGCUGCUACUAGAGCUGGUCAACUCGAAGACAGCAGAAGCAAUCGCCAAGCAGGAGCUGGAGGAAGUGAAGGGCAAACUCGAUUCUCUGCGAAAGAUGAUCAGCGCAACCCACUCCCAGUCUAGCCCAAGUCUCGAAAGUCGCAAUUCCUUCAUUGGCAGCUCACCAUCCCGAGCUAGCGUAUUAAAGUCACCCACCGAGCCGGCCAAGUCCCCGGGAACUUCCAGUAACAUCGGUGCUGGAGGCGGUGGCUUCUUUAGUGGGUGGGGCCGACGAGCCACGCCUGCCAGCAAUGAGUCCCCGUCAUGA